CUUUCAUGCCCUUCUCUCUUUCCAUUCCCAUUUUCCCAAUCUAUCAUUUUGAGCUCUACAUUCAUGGUAUCCCUUGCUUCAUUCUAGAUUCUAUAAUCUCUUACGUACAAGUAGCCCUACACUGUAUUUUUGAUACUUAAUUCUCUACAUCACCUUCAUCCCCAAACAACUAUGAAGAGCAUGAGGAGUAUUUUAAAGGCAAGGCUGCUAGAGGAUCAACUUCCACCACCACUAAUGUGGGCAGGGGCGCCGCCUAAAGUAGCAGUGGAUGCAUCAAGUAGCAGUCGUUACACGCAUAGGUCGAUUGAGACACUGGUGGUUGUUCUUGCAGUGAUCACAAUAGCGGGUGUUAUUGCUGGGUUUGUUGCUCGAUUAUGUGGAGGAAGGCAUCUUGGUGACAGUGGUGAGUAUGACAUUGAAGGAUGGGUGGAGAAGAAGUGCAGGAGCUGCAUUGAUAGCGGACUUCCACCACCCCAACCUUCACCACAGCCGAAGCCUCCAGCAACAGAAGAAACGAAGUGAAGCCGGGAAGUAGGAACAUAUGAGCUUGUUAACACAUACCACAUGCAUUCUGCAAAGAAUUAAAGUUAAGAAUCUUAAUGUAAAACCAUAAAUGUUAUGAUGUAAGUUCCAUCUAAUGUGAUAUGACUUGCUUUUCAA
Messenger RNA from Argentina anserina (silverweed cinquefoil), 660 nucleotides. RefSeq lists its product as uncharacterized. The record is from RefSeq and is a predicted model, not a curated record. Lineage: Eukaryota; Viridiplantae; Streptophyta; Magnoliopsida; Rosales; Rosaceae. Bases 172 to 522 code for a protein of 116 amino acids. The transcript has a single exon.